Messenger RNA from Trypanosoma cruzi, 792 nucleotides. RefSeq lists its product as uncharacterized. The record is from RefSeq and is a predicted model, not a curated record. Gene Ontology annotation, molecular function: ATPase activator activity; protein-folding chaperone binding. NCBI's taxonomy places the organism in Eukaryota, Euglenozoa, Kinetoplastea, Trypanosomatida, Trypanosomatidae. The transcript has a single exon. Gene Ontology annotation, biological process: [2Fe-2S] cluster assembly; protein complex oligomerization. Bases 1 to 792 code for a protein of 263 amino acids. Gene Ontology annotation, cellular component: mitochondrion.
AUGGCAUUUCGUCUCGUUUCUUCCACGCCGUUGCUGGCGGCACUGGCGCCGGGGAUGGCGACAGGAACGAAUGCUCGCCUCCUGCACAUGACGCGCCUUGCGCGGCAGGGUGUGGGUCGCGGAAAUUUCUUUGCCUACCUGGGCUUUCCACAGACUCCGGAGCUCGACGCGGCGGAGGUGCAACGCGCGUACCACGAUUUGCAGCGGCGCGUUCAUCCUGACCAGGCCAACGUUCAGGCCAGAGAAGUGGAAGAGGGGCAAGAGCAGUCAAAAACGACACCCGCACCAGUUUUGGAGAGGGAGGAAAUGGGGGCAGCAGGAGGCGUAGCGGAUGUGGAUGAGUCCAUCUACGCCAAUGCCUCCUACGAGACCCUGCGGGACCCUUUUUUGCGGUGCCGGUAUUUGAUGCGCUUGAGCCGCGCGGAGAAGGUGAAGGGCGCCCCAUUGACAACGGCCGAAGAAGAGGCACUCAUGCACGAUGAUGACCGCCGUAGUUUGGAGGAGAACCGAAAGCUCAUGGGUGAUGCAGUGGAUAUUGCGUCUCUUGGGUCGGACUUUCUUUCGGAUUUAAUGGCGGUUAACGAGACAAUUUUCUCCACCGAUUUGUCAAAGGAGGAAGGCGUGGCGAAUCUGCGGCUCCUUGUUGCCGACCUGGAGGAACGGUACGAGGAGUUUUAUGCCCAGGCAAAGGAAUAUUGGAAACAAAAGGAUACUCGCCGGUUUUAUCACAGCGUACUGAGGUGGACGUAUGUUCGUAACGUUCUUAAGCAUGCGAAGGAUCGUCUUGACUGA